Molecule: messenger RNA, 1827 nt
Organism: Sungouiella intermedia
Lineage: Eukaryota; Fungi; Ascomycota; Pichiomycetes; Serinales; Metschnikowiaceae
Source: the annotation of a GenBank genome assembly
AUGGCACAGGAGAUCGAGCUUUCUAUAUCAGAAACAAAUAAGCUCCGUGCACAACUUGGAUUGCCCUUGAUUCCAGAACCCGACGGGAUAGGCGGCUCACAGAAAGCUGAAGACUAUUCUUUUUCCAAUGAUAGUGCCAACCUACUCCGAAAGUCAUUGGGACUUCGACCAAAAGAGUCGCCUGACAACGACAUGUUGGAAACGAAAGAGAAGUCACGGAAGCAAGUCGAUGAUAAGAAGUCUCUAAAGGAAGAAAAAUUGUUCUAUAAAGACAUUGAGUCAACAGAGUCAUGGUUAGAGAACAUUGGAAAGAAGAGACAAGUGGAGAGGACAGAGACCAAGACGAGCCAACCAGAGAAGUUAGAACAGAAGGCAGAAGACGUCAACCCUGAAUUUACUCUCGCACAUGCUAAUAUGAUUUUGGAGCUUGGGGACGGAGAUAUUCUCACACUUGAAGAUGGAAGUGUGGUGGAUGAAGUUGAAGAGGACAUUUUGGUGAAUGAGAACAUGAAGAAGCUUGCGAAAGAAAAGAAGGAUAAUCUUGAAAGAAAGAAAAUGGGGCAACUAGAGUGUGGCCUGCGGGAAAGUUUUCAUGAAGAAGAUAAUCAACAGAAUCCUGAAUUCAAACUCCCGUUCGUACAGGGAAAGAUUGCCAUGUCGGGCGUACCCAGAGAAGGAAAGGCGGCUUCGAGCAGUGGUCUGAACGAUGACUGGGACCCCAAAGUCCGGAACCCCGAGGAAUUGUACGAAGAUGACUUGGAAAUCCUUAACAUUCGAGAUCAAGAUCAACGUGAUCGGCGCAAGCGGCCGGCCGUCAUGAAGAAACUCAAGAAAGUUAAGAAGCCAGCAAAGAAGAGACGGCGUGCCGAUGAUUUGGUGGAAGUGUCAGAGCCAAUGUUCACUGCUGCUUUGGAUGUCGAGGAAGACAACGAUGACGAACUUGAAUUAGUUCUUGCAACCUCGAGAAAGAAUAAGCAGAAGCAACGCAAGAUGUUGACAGCAGAGGAAAUAGCCAACGAGAUCAAGCUGCACCUGAGAGCGGAUGCGGUAGCUGAGAUUGGUGAAGGUUUUGUUUAUGACGACACUAAGGAGUUUCUUGAUUCGUUGAUGCAGAAGAAAGAAGAAGCUACAGAAGAUACAAAGCAGCAGCGGCGUGAUGAAGAAAUAGACAAACUGGAUAGCAACAAAGAUUCAGAACGCCCAGGAGAAUCUAUCAGCAAUGACUCUCAGAAAGAAGAAUCAAAAGAAAAGUCUGAAGAGAAGCUAGAAGCCGACGGGGAGUCUGAAACCAAAGAAAACAGUGAAGAGCCUGAAGAACUGUCUGAUCCUGCAAAUGUUGACUCCACCGUACCCAAAUUCAACACUCUUCUGGAUACUCUCAGGUAUCUCCGUCAAAACAACCCUACAGAGGAAAACAAAUCAGAUAGAACCAACAGACAAGCACAGAGAGAAGCAGAAUUAGUGCGCAUCAAGAUCUCCAUCGAAGAAAGAAUCGUGCGAGAAGAACUACUGAAGGAUCAUAGCUAUAUUGGUGCACCAAAUGAAGAGAAAGAACAAAUUGUUGACCGUGUGCUCAAUGAUCGACUUGUUGCGAAAGGCGUCAUUCCAGAAAUGGCCCGUGGGAAGUACUCCCGCUACACGGCUCAGAAAGAUCCUCUUUCUUCGUACAAUCCACAAGUUAAACUCCGGUACACUGACAGUUCAGGCCAACAACUUGACACCAAGCAGGCAUGGAAGGAACUACUGCAUAAGUACCAUGGGCUGGAGCCAAAGCAUAAGAAGCAAAAAAGCAAACCUCAGAAAACUAACGAGAAGGUUAUCGGAUGA